Messenger RNA from Beta vulgaris subsp. vulgaris (sugar beet), 831 nucleotides. RefSeq lists its product as hypothetical. Gene Ontology annotation, cellular component: cytosol; nucleus. The transcript has 6 exons. The record is from RefSeq and is a predicted model, not a curated record. Gene Ontology annotation, biological process: protein folding; chaperone-mediated protein complex assembly. Gene Ontology annotation, molecular function: protein-folding chaperone binding; Hsp90 protein binding. The coding region runs from base 158 to 607 and encodes 149 amino acids. Lineage: Eukaryota; Viridiplantae; Streptophyta; Magnoliopsida; Caryophyllales; Amaranthaceae.
UAAAAAUAACCCGUACGGCACAUGGUUCAAAAUCCAGUUUUCCAAUUAGACAAAUAGCCGUGCUGAAAGUGAAACUCAGUUGAUACACGACUCCUACAACACUCUGACACAGUAUCAGUGAGUGCAACAGCAAGCUCUCAGCUUAACCGCAACCGUAAUGAGUCGCCCCCCGGAGAUUCUUUGGGCUCAACGCUCUGAUAAGAUAUAUCUGACAGUUGCUUUACCUGAUGCCAAAGAUAUCUUAGUGAAGUGUGAACCAGAGGGCCUCUUUAAGUUUUCAGCUUCUGGGCCACAAGGAGAAAAAUAUGAAUGUAUGCUGGAACUAUUCGGAGCAAUAUUGCCUGAGGGGUGUAAAACUAAAACAGGGUGGAGGAACGUAUUGUGCUCAUUACAGAAAGAGCAGAAAGGCUGGUGGAAAAGGCUUCUAAAAUCUGAAGAAAAAUCUGCUCCUUACCUAAAAGUUGAUUGGAAUAAAUGGUGUGAUGAAGAUGAUGAAGAGUCAGAUUCUGACUUGGCUUAUGAUGAUACUGCGUGUAAUGAUGAAGAGAGCAGUGAUGAUGAUGGAUUACUCUAUCUUCCUGACUUGGAGAAAGCUCGCGGAAAGUGAACUGCUAGAUAUUGACAAUCUGCUGGAAAACAAUCGGUCACAUGAACUACUACUACUUUCUACUCGUUUUCUCUUAUCUAGACUAUAGAUGCAUCAUCUAACCUUAGGUAGGAACAAAGUGUUAAGCUUCUUUUAGCGCUAGUAGAAUUCUCUGUAAAUUGACCUAGAAAACUUGAUGUUUGGAAAUUUGGUAAGGAAAGAGGCAGUUUCUUCAAAUUUCAUGA